This is a messenger RNA of Sinocyclocheilus rhinocerous, 3414 nucleotides long. It is a transcript of the gene fzd3b, whose product is annotated as frizzled class receptor 3b. The transcript has 7 exons. Gene Ontology annotation, molecular function: Wnt-protein binding; Wnt receptor activity. The record is from RefSeq and is a predicted model, not a curated record. NCBI's taxonomy places the organism in Eukaryota, Metazoa, Chordata, Actinopteri, Cypriniformes, Cyprinidae. The coding region runs from base 174 to 2303 and encodes 709 amino acids. Gene Ontology annotation, biological process: non-canonical Wnt signaling pathway; canonical Wnt signaling pathway. Gene Ontology annotation, cellular component: plasma membrane.
CCAGUAUCAGUCGUAGCCCCGUCCUAAAGCCCCGUUUGAAGGAUCCAUUGAAGAUCACCCUGAUCAAAGGCAGCUUCUGUAGUCUUGUAUGAAUGUGAGAGGAUGCAUAAGACUGUCCAAGGGUCUGAUCAAAGCGUGCACUGACCCGAGACACCAGUCAACGUCAGGUAUCCAUGAGGACAGAACAGGAAGGAGAUCGAAGCGGUCAAUACCUUACACACUAUGUGUUCUGCGUAGAGAAUAAACCCUUGUGCUUGCGUUCGGCCUCUCAGUCCUGUCCCGCUGUGUUCUGCCAUUCAAGCAUGGGGCACAUUGUGGAUUUACCUUUGCGAAGGAUGUGGCUCUUGGCUGCUCUGCUGGUCCUGUCCCAGUUCACGAGCAGCCUGGGCAUCCACAUGGAUUCGGUGGGCAGUCACAGCAUGUUCACCUGCGAGUCAAUCGGCCUCCGAAUGUGCCAGGAUCUUCCCUACAACACCACCUUCAUGCCCAACCUCCUCAACCACUACGACCAGCAGACCGCCGCUCUGGCGAUGGAGCCCUUCCACCCCAUGGUGAACCUGCAGUGCUCUCCAGACCUCAGGCCGUUCCUGUGUGCCCUGUAUGCGCCCGUGUGUAUGGAGUAUGGACGCGUGUCUCUGCCAUGCCGGAGCCUGUGCACGCAUGCUAAGAGAGACUGCCAGAAGCUCAUGGACAUGUUUGGAGUCACCUGGCCCGAGGAGAUGGAGUGCAGCAGGUUCCCAGACUGCGAUGAGUCUUACCCUCGUGAUGUAGAUCUGCUCGUGAACGAGGACCCCACUGACCAGUCGUCCAUGUCCGUUCAGCGUGACUAUGGUUUCUGGUGCCCACGGGAGCUCAAAGUGGAGCCUGAGCUCGGCUACACGUUUCUAGGUGUGCGCGACUGCUCCCCUCCCUGUCCCAACAUGUACUUCCGCCGCACCUUCGCCACCUUCGCCCGCUACUUCAUUGGCGUUGUCUCCAUCGUCUGCCUCUCCGCCACGCUCUUCACCUUCCUCACCUUCCUCAUCGACGUCACGCGCUUCCGCUACCCAGAGCGGCCCAUCAUCUUCUACGCCGUCUGCUACAUGAUGGUGUCGCUUGUGUUUUUCUUGGGCUUUCUGCUGGAGGAUCGCGUAGCGUGUAACGCAGCCAAUCCCAGCCAGUACAAAACGUCCACAGUGACUCAAGGCUCGCAUAACAAGGCCUGCACGCUGCUUUUUAUGGUGCUGUACUUCUUUACCAUGGCGGGAAGUGUUUGGUGGGUCAUCCUUACCAUCACCUGGUUCUUAGCUGCUGUUCCCAAAUGGGGCAGCGAAGCCAUCGAGAAGAAGGCUUUGCUGUUCCAUGCCAGCGCUUGGGGGAUACCUGGCAUGCUAACCAUAACCCUGCUGGCUCUGAAUAAGAUCGAGGGCGAUAACAUCAGCGGCGUGUGUUUCGUGGGCCUGUAUGACGUUCACACUCUCCGCUGGUUCGUGCUGGCGCCGCUGUGUCUGGACGUCCUGGUGGGAGUGUCGCUGCUGCUGGCCGGGAUCGUAGCGCUCAACAGGGUCCGAAUGGAGAUUCCUCUGGAGAAGGAGAAUCAGGACAAGCUGGUGAAGUUCAUGAUCCGGAUCGGCGUGUUCUCGGUGCUGUAUCUGGUGCCGCUGCUGGCCGUGGUGGGCUGUUACCUGUACGAACAGACGCACCGCUCCGUUUGGGAGACCACAUGGGUGCAGGAGCGCUGCAGAGACUACCACAUACCCUGCCCUUUCCAGGUAACAUCAACACAAAAACAUACUUUUUUACAUUUAAAUUCUGCAUUUAAAAAAUCAAAAACUACUAACUUCUUCCACGGCCGCAGGCGGAAAGACAGCGGCGCGGUGAACGAGAGCCGGCAGGUUCUGCAGGAGCCAGACUUUGCUCAGUCUCUGCUGCGAGACCCAAACACUCCCAUCAUCCGUAAAUCCCGCGGGACGUCCACUCAGGGCACGUCCACCCACGCCUCCUCCACACACCUGGCCAUGCUGGACGACGUGCGGAGCAAAGCCAGCAGCGUCCACAGCAAGAUGAGCAGCUAUCAUGGCAGCCUGCAUCGCUCCAGAGACGGCAGGUUGACCCCCUCCAGCCACAGAGGCAUGGAGGAACGCCCGGCGUACGGGAGCAUGCCGCGACUCAACGAGCAGCUCUCCCGUCACAGCAGCCUUCACUGCCUCGACAGCCAGUCCAGACACGGCAGCGCCCGAGACCUGAGCAACGCACCGGCCGCUAGCAUCACGCACGGAUCCAGUAUGAACUGCGUGGUGGAGGACGACGGGACAAGUGCGUAACCCAGAGACUAGCCUCCUCAUACUGAAACGAGAGGCGUAGGAGAGUCCCUGUUCCGGAGCCGCUAAUGGACAGACAUGCGUAUUUGGCAGCAGAAGGGGAAUCAGAAACUCGAUGCAUGUGUGUUGACAGGGCUGUCCUCAGGAUUUGUCCCAUUAGUGGCGCACCUGAGUAACAAGAGAUGUUUUCUUUGAUACUGUGAAGAUCUGCUGGAUGAAGUUUACUGCAUGUGAUAAAGCAGCGUCAGGACGGGCCGCAGCUGUCCGAUGGGAGAUUUUUUCCCAUUACAUCCAUCACACAACCCAGUUUAAAGAGUUAAAGGAUCACCGACGCUUAAAGAUUGAUGACUGUCCCAUUAGAGAUCAGAUUUCAAUCCCUCUAAAGCCGAAGGAUGGUUCAAAGAGAGGGAGGAUCAGCAGUUCUGUGCCUCUGGCAAGCUAUAUUUCGUUUCUGGUGGUAGUUUGGUUGAGAAGGCAUGGAUAAAUGACGUACCAGAAUCCUCACCAACACCUGAUGUGCUUUUGUUCGGCCGCUUGACGGCUGCCUACCUCAUCACAUCGUAUCGCUCUGACCUGUAUUUCCUUCCCACACUCGUGUCGCAUUACAGAGCUAAAAUGGGCUGCAAAUGUUGACUUUCAGAAAAUCUUGCACGUCGAUGCUUUUCCGCCCAUGUGUACAGGAGUCUUACGCUUUGUAAAUGGUGCUUCUUAUGUUGCUUCAUGAAUAUUUCAGCAGGCCAUUUCUACAUGUGCUCUACUCUGGCCAGAGCUCGUACACAAAACGCCUAGCAUGUUGAAUUUUCAUGAAUCGUGCUCUGCUUCACGACCCGCUUUAAGAGUGAAGUUGAGUGUUUUUGUUUACAUGUUGGAUGAGAUUGGUACUCAGUGCCUAAACAUGUGACUUUGGACCUGAGCUUUGUAAAAGCUGUUUUUCUGAUCGCUGUUACUGCUUCUGCUGUACCUUUGCCUUCGGUUUCCCGAGUACACUUGAUUUUCAUGCUCUAUUCUUCUGUCCACUUUUCUAAUGAGGAACGAUAUAGCACUUUAACCGUGGCUAUCUGUUGAAUGUGUAGACAUUAAAUCCAUUCAUAGUGUCAUGCAAGAUUUCAAAUAA